AUGAAAACAGUGUGCGUAAUUGGCGCAGGUCCUGCUGGCUUGGUUGCUGCCAAAACACUCCUACAGCAUGGUGGGUUUUCUGUCAACGUCUACGAAGCAGCGGAUCGCGUGGGCGGGAUGUGGAGGGGGCGGCCUGGAGACUUCGGCGACAAGUGCAGCCCAGAAAUGCGGACCAAUCUUUCUCGAUUCACAGUCGCCUUCCCGGAUCUUUCAUGGUCAUCUGUCGAUCUCUCAGAUCCGGUAACAGGAACUCCUGCUCCUUCGACCCCGCCUACUUUCCCAAAAGCAUGGCAAGUGGGACGGUACUUGGAGACGUAUGCGAAGAAGUUCAACUUGGGCUCUAGUAUAUCUUUCAACAAGCGUGUCAUUCAUACCAAGCUUCUCGAUACAUCCCUGACUUGGGAGGUUACUUGCGAGGAUAGUAUAACGAAGCAGCAAGAGACGCAAUGCUACGAUCAUGUAAUCGUCUCGACCGGUUUCUUCGACAAACCCUCCCAUUCAUUCGAUACCUCGCCAGACAAGAACCUCGCGAACGUCCAGCAUUCAAUCAAGUUCCGAGAGCUUUCCUCACUCACGAACACGGCUGGCAUAGUUGUCGUCAUUGGAGGCGGCAUCGGCGGUUCAGAAGCAGCAGCGCAAGCCGCCUUCCAAAUAUCAUGUGCUAAGAACUCGCCGGGCAAAAUCAAAUCUGUUCAUGCAGCAAGCAAAGUGUAUCAUAUCACAAACCGACCUUUCUACUGCAUCCCUCGCUACCUCCCUCAAGACUUUCCCAAAUCCGAGGCCCAAGAUCACAGCCUAGCACCGACAUUCCUUCCACUCGAUCUUGUCUUCUACAACCUUUCACGUCGAGGUGAAGGGAUCACUUCCGCAGCAAUCACAACAGUCCCGCCUGAAAAGGCAAAGAAGGGCCACGAAUUUAUGCGCUCUGUCCUCGGCAGUGAUCAAAGUGAGCUUGGUCGUCCAGAGCUUGUGUACAAGCCGGACCAGACGCAGUAUCCAGCAUAUACCGGCAUCACCGAUACGUACACCGAAUUUGUCAGAAGCGGUGUCAUCGUGCCAAUUCAGGGUUGGGUGGACGAGGUCAAGCAUGGACUUGGCGAUUCUUUCGACAUCGUCUACAGGCAAUACGAGCCGUGGUAUCACGCGCCUGGGCAGGACGCAAAUAGCAAAUUCGAAGUCAUCGGCGCGACUGCCAUCAUCGAAGCAACAGGCUACAAGAACAGCCUCGACUUUCUUGAUCCCAGCGUCAAAGAAAUGAUCCACUACGACUUCAGCUGUUCUCGCAUUCCCAUCCUCCUGACGCGUGGGUCGGUCCUCGCGGAAGUGCCCACGCUUGGCUUCGUCGGUUUCUAUGAAGGCCCAUACUGGGGUAUGAUGGAAUUGCAAGCCCGCCUCCUUGCCAACACCUGGACCAGCGAUACUGCCGCCGGCUCUAGUCAACUUCCCGAUCGCGAGAUCUACCGGCUCUCCGAUACCGCGCAAAUGCGCCAGGCGAUACAACGCGACCACUCUCUUCAAGUCCCGCAGUUCUGGAUGAGCGACUACAUCGGGCUCAUCGAGGAGUUCGCACGAGAAACAGGCAUGACGCGCUCUGACGCAGCGUUCGGCGGGCAAUCUGGUCCCGCCUUCCCAUCACGCUAUCAAGGACCCGGCACUGAUUCCGAAGCCGCCACCGUUGUCCAAGAAGUCGCCGACCUGAUCAAAGCCUCGAAAGAGAACCUCAAGUUCGUCGCCGCGGCAGUCUUCAGAGCUAUGCAAGGUAUCUGGUCUCUCCACCGCAAGAUCGACUCGCGCUCCUCGUCGGGCCCAGGAGGAAUCUUCUCUGGCACUGCGCACUUCCAUCCUCGCACACCCACGGACCCCGCAUACACAUCCGAGUAUCUCUACAUCGAAGAAGGGACUUUCACGAUGGACACGGGAUACACUUUCCCUGCCACGCGUCGCUACAUAUACCGAUACAACGAGACAACGGACAAGAUCACAGCGUGGUUUGCAGACGAGGACGGCGCAUCUGUGGCAUCACUGUUCAAUACGUGGAACUUCUAUGCGCCGGGGGAUAAGCUGCAUGGGUGGAUGGCUAAGGGACAUCAUUGGUGUGACCCCGAUACGUACAAGAAUACCUGCGAGUUUAGGUUCAAGGGGGUGGGUUUGUCGAAGUUCUGCAUCACGUAUCAGGUUGAGGGUCCGAGGAAGGAUUACAGUCAUGAGAGUUGGUAUGAGAGGCCGAAUGUGGAGUGA
Dothidotthia symphoricarpi CBS 119687 is the source of this 2238-nucleotide messenger RNA. Its product is annotated as nucleotide-binding domain-containing protein. The record is from RefSeq and is a predicted model, not a curated record. Lineage: Eukaryota; Fungi; Ascomycota; Dothideomycetes; Pleosporales; Dothidotthiaceae. Gene Ontology annotation, molecular function: flavin adenine dinucleotide binding; NADP binding; N,N-dimethylaniline monooxygenase activity. The transcript has 2 exons. The coding region runs from base 1 to 2238 and encodes 745 amino acids.